ACAAUGGAAUGGAAGAAUGGAAGAGAUAGAAAAACUCGAGAAAGAGAAGAGGAGAGCCGUCACCAUCUCCAAUUCUACCCCCAAGGGGUGAAAACUGUGUUUCUGCUUCGUUCCAGCCAAAGAUACAAACCCUCUGCCGUCUCGCGAAGCAAGUUUGGGUGUCCUUAACUUUCGUAAAGGAUAGAUAUUUAUUUAAUCCCUUUUCUCAUUCUUUUAACAAUUUUAAAGACCAAUACUUUAUGGUCAUAAUAAGGGAGACCGGUCGAUCCGAAUUCCAUGAGGAGUCCGGAACACCUCUGUUCCCAUUUUAUUGGACAAGGAACCCUCGAAAAAUAAAGGCUUAUUCGGUCCUCCUUUUAAACCCGACUGACCUAGAGGCUGUAAGGAUCAUCAACAACUUUCCCCGCCGCCUCUCUGCCCGCGACCUUGUUAAAUGCCUUGGCCAUGAGGAUUCUACCGAAGUGGCGUUCCGUAUGCAUCAUGUCGGUCGCAGCUCCCCGCAAAUCCAACUUCAUGGCUUUCAGAAAGGAGACAGGUGGUUCCUCAACCGUCGGUCGGGCACCUAGACCACCACCUCCCAAUAAGGGGAGUGCUUCUGCGUUGAUCCGUCCGUCUUCAUCAGGGGCGGCAACAACUGGGGUUGCUACGGCCGGUCAACCUACUACCCCCAUCGUUUUUCUUGAACAAUCAUCUAAGGCGGCCACCACUUCGGCUCUUCCCUUAGAGAGAAAGACGAAAGCCCACAAGGAGGGAGACAAGUCUUCCUCUAAGAAGAAUCGAAAGAAGGGGAGUUCCACCCGACCUCUUCUGGGCGAACAUUUUAGCACCGAGUUUAAUGUUAGUCACAAGACUAACUUUCACAUGAGCUCCCUUCAGCGGACGUUGGUGGAGCCGCUCUCCGAAGGCAAAGUGACUAAUGCCACAUUGGAGCUUACCACCCGGGUGUCUAUGAUGGCGUGGUACCUCCGGGACUUUGUGGAUUAGCGGGGUGCGAAGCAUGUGCUAGGGGAGCUUGCGGCCGAGAAGAAGAUCUCUGCUGAUCUCGGAACUGAAGUGGAGGCGCUUCGGAUUGCUCAUGGUGAUUGUGAGAAGAAGCAGGCCGACCUUCAGUCUAAACUUGAUGAUGUCAGGCUUCAAUUGAGCCAGUCCAUCGAAUUUUUGCGGGCCGCUCAGGCCAGGAACGAUCGCCUGGUCAAGGAGUGUGGCAAGUUGAAGGUGUCUGCCACGAAGCAGGUUGAGAAGGAACAAGAGUUGGUCGCGGAGAACGCAACCCUCCUUAAUAAACUCCAACAGGCCAAUGAAAAGAUCGCCUCUUUGAUUGCUUCGGUUGUGUUCGAGCACGAGGAAGGCUUUUUAACAAGGCCUUGCGCCAGGCAUCUCUCUUACUGGGAAUUGACGACCCGUACGUAAGGGGUUUUGACAUCGAGAAGGAUGUUAUCGAUGGGACGUUGGUGCAGCUCGCAUAGUCUUCUGGCGACGAAGAGAUUCCUACCGUGACUGCACAGCCGGUCAAGGAGGAUGAACCGGCCAGUGAGGAUGAUGAUGGUGCCGACGGGGAGUAUUUUCUACAUAUUUAGGAGAAUUUGGGAGGGGGAAUAUUUUGUUUGUUUUUUAAUCUUUUGCAGCUUGGUCAGGCAGAAAACAUAGGUUUUUUUUAGUUUUUUCUCCAACGACCGACUAACAUAGCUUGAUGUAUACCCUGAAAAUACUCUGAAUAUAAUGGCAUUUUAUUUUUGUGUUCU
Molecule: messenger RNA, 1742 nt
Organism: Vigna angularis (adzuki bean)
Lineage: Eukaryota; Viridiplantae; Streptophyta; Magnoliopsida; Fabales; Fabaceae
Exons: 2
Coding region: 445-984 (179 amino acids)
Source: RefSeq, a predicted model, not a curated record